AUGCAACGUCUUAUCAAAUUCCCUAAUCGAUUGUCCACUUUUGUAUGGUAUCGGACAUUGACUCAUGAUUCGAAUUCUUCAAGUACUAACACUCGAACGGCUCUACCAUUUUCAUUUGAUGAAAAUAAAGCACUUGAUUAUUUUAAUCGUUGGCGAAAAUCAUUUUGGUUGGCGCCUAAUGAUUGGCAACAAACACCAGUAACAAUUACUCAACGUUAUUUACCUUGUUGGUCAUUUUCACUUACAGGAACUGUAUUUGCUGAAGCUUAUAUAAAACGUGGUGCAUGGAUUUGGGGUGGUACUGAAUGGCAUCCAUUAGCUGAUGAAAUUUCUUUACCUAAUAUCAAUUUAUCUGAUAUUAAUGUAUAUGCUGCUCAUAAUUAUGAUCGACAACAUAUACUUGAAAUCGAUAUGAAAACUAAUGAAUCAUUAGAAUCAAUUGAUAUUUCAUCUUUAAAUAGUAAUUUAAUUGAAGAAUGGACUGUUGAUCGUGAUACAGCAUUUGAAAUCGGUUGGGAUUUACAAAUAGUUAAGAAAAUUCAAGAUAUGUGCAUAAAAGAAUUAAAUAAACAACGUAAAGGUGAAUAUCGUAUAACUUCCAUUCGUUUUCCAAUUAAUAAAGAAAUACAAAAAUUAAUCUAUUUUCCUGUUUAUACAAUUGAUUAUCAAUAUCGAAAUAGACAAUUACAAUGUUUAAUUAAUGGACGUACAGGACAAGUUGCUGGUUUAAGACAAUUUUCUCGAUUAAAAUCAACUGCAUUAAUUAUGGGAGUUAUUUAUCCAACAUGUAUAAUGUCAUUGAUAUCAAUUCUUUCAUUUGCUUUUUAUGCAACGACUCGACAUUUUGUUAUAGUACCAGUUGCUUUAUUUUCAAUUGGAUUAACAUUACCUGUUGUAUCAUUAGCUGCUUUACAAUUAGGUAAAUAUAUUCGAGAUUAUUCUCAUCUUUAUCGUGGAAAACGUGAUAUUCGUGAAUGGCUUGCUUUUAAAAAAGAAAAUCCAUAUAUUUUUACUGAGAAAAAUUUUCAACAAAGAGAUGCACCACCUAUUUUUAAUCGACAACGAACAGAAGAACCAAGAAAAGAAACAUUUGCAUUUGAUAUGGGUCCUGAUUUAUAUGGAUUAUUAGGUGUAAGUCGAGUUGCAUCCGAACCACAAAUCAAACGUGCAUAUUUAUUAAAAGCGAAAGAAUUUCAUCCUGAUCGAAAUGUUGGAAAUAAACAAAUCGAAGAACAAUUUAAAUUAAUUAAUCAAGCAUAUGCCAUAUUAUCGAAUACUGAACAGAGACAAAUAUAUGAUGAAUAUGGAUAUGAUCAUGUGAAAUAUAAAUGA
This is a messenger RNA of Adineta steineri, 1332 nucleotides long. Lineage: Eukaryota; Metazoa; Rotifera; Eurotatoria; Adinetida; Adinetidae. The record is from the annotation of a GenBank genome assembly.